AUGUGGACGCUGAUUCCAGAAAAAUCCGGCCCGCUCGGCAGGGCUCUGAAACCAAACUUCGAUAACCCCGACGACAAGUUGUGCCUGAUAUAUUCGUGCGUGAACGAUCCCACGGCGCCGGCGUCGAUCGAUACGCUGUACUCGUUGAAGUUGUUCGACGAGGGGUUGCGGAUCGGCGCCAAGGGCGACGCGGUGACGGCGGAGGGGCUUAGUUUCGUCGCGCGCGAUGUUUUGGAGAAACUCGCGACGUACAGAACGCUCGUGGUUGAAAAAGCGGACUCGAGCUUGAUGGACGCGAGUUGGGUGAACCCGUCACCCGCCUCGUGGUCGGGAGUCGGAAUUUAG
Messenger RNA from Ostreococcus lucimarinus CCE9901, 345 nucleotides. RefSeq lists its product with no specific name. Bases 1 to 345 code for a protein of 114 amino acids. The transcript has a single exon. The record is from RefSeq and is a predicted model, not a curated record. NCBI's taxonomy places the organism in Eukaryota, Viridiplantae, Chlorophyta, Mamiellophyceae, Mamiellales, Bathycoccaceae.